Lepisosteus oculatus (spotted gar) is the source of this 3099-nucleotide messenger RNA. RefSeq names its product T-complex protein 1 subunit alpha-like. Gene Ontology annotation, molecular function: ATP-dependent protein folding chaperone; ATP hydrolysis activity; ATP binding. Gene Ontology annotation, biological process: protein folding. Gene Ontology annotation, cellular component: chaperonin-containing T-complex. Lineage: Eukaryota; Metazoa; Chordata; Actinopteri; Semionotiformes; Lepisosteidae. The record is from RefSeq and is a predicted model, not a curated record.
GACUCUUAUUUGUUGGGGGGCAGGGAAAUGCGGUAAUUUGUUGGCUGGUUGUCCAUCUGAAGUUCAGUAGUAUAUGCGUAGGGAGAGCUAUAUGGGAUUGUUUUAAAAUAUUUCUUUCCCAAAAUGUCACAAUUCGAUUCAGGGCUGCUUAGUGUCAGAGGCCAGAGAUCUACUGGAGCAUGGGUGCGGACACAAAAUGUUAUGGCUGCAGCAUCUAUAGCCAACAUUGUGAAGAGUUCCUUGGGACCAGUUGGUCUUGACAAGAUGUUAGUUGAUGACAUUGGAGAUAUAACGAUUACAAAUGACGGGGCCACAAUCCUGAAGAUGAUUGAAGUUGAACAUCCUGCUGCCAAGGUUCUGUGCGAACUGGCCCAAUUACAAGACAAGGAGGUUGGGGAUGGAACAACUUCAGUUGUAAUACUGGCAGCUGAGCUACUGAAGAACGCAGAAGAGCUAGUUUCUCAGAAAAUCCACCCUACCAGUGUCAUCAGCGGUUAUCGCUUGGCUUGCAAAGAAGCUGUCAGAUUUAUCAACGAAAACCUGACGAUCAAUACAGAUGAGCUGGGACGAGAAUGUCUGGUGAAUGCAGCCAAGUCAUCAAUUUCUUCAAAAAUUAUUGGAAAUGAUGCUGAUUUCUUUGCCAAUAUGGUAGUGGAUGCAGUCAUGGCUGUGAAAUUUGCCGAUGGUAAAGGCCAAUAUCACUACCCCAUUAAUUCAGUUAAUGUGCUUAAAGCCCACGGUCAAAGCCAGAGGGAGAGCAUGCUGGUCAAUGGCUAUGCCAUUAACUGCACUGUGGCUUCACAAGCAAUGCCGAAGAAAAUUACUGGUGCAAAGAUCGCAUGUCUGGACUUCAGUCUGCAGAAAACCAAGAUGAAACUGGGAGUACAUGUUGUCAUUUCUGACCCAGAGAAGCUUCAGCAAAUUCGCCAAAGGGAAAUUGAUAUCACAAAAGAACGAAUUCAGAAAAUCCUGGCGGCGGGGGCUAAUGUGAUCCUCACCACAGGGGGGAUUGAUGACAUCUGUCUCAAGUACUUUGUGGAAGCGGGUGCCAUGGCAGUAAGAAGAGUUCUGAAGCAAGACCUGAGGAGAAUUGCAAAGGCCACUGGCGCCUCUGUGUGCCCUACUCUGGUGAACCUGGAAGGAGAGGAAACCUUUGAUUCCUCCCUGCUGGGUCAGGCAGAAGAAGUGAUACAAGAGUGGAUCUGUGAUGAUGAGCUCAUUCUCAUCAAGAAUACAAAAGCUCGGACAGCUGCCUCCUUGAUUCUAAGGGGAGCCAAUGACUUCAUGUGUGACGAGAUGGAGCGCUCCGUUCACGAUGCCCUGUGUGUGGUGAAGAGAGUCCUAGAGUCCAAAUCAUUGGUGGCAGGAGGGGGUGCCGUGGAAACGGCACUCAGCAUCUACCUGGAAAACUUCGCAACCACUAUGGGCUCCAGGGAGCAGCUGGCUAUAGCAGAGUUUGCCCACUCAAUGCUCAUCAUUCCAAAGGUCCUGGCGGUGAAUGCAGCCCAGGACUCCAUUGACCUAGUGGCCAAGCUCAGAGCCUUCCACAACCAGGCCCAGAUCAAUCCUGAUCGCAAGCAUUUCAAAUGGAUUGGUCUAGACCUUGUUAAUGGCAAACCAAGAGACAACAAGCAAGCAGGUGUCUUUGAGCCCACAGUGGUGAAAACCAAAAGCAUCAAAUUCGCUACUGAAGCUUCUAUCACCAUACUACGUAUAGAUGACCUCAUCAAGAUCGUUCCAGAUGAGAAGGAAGGAGCUAGUAAGUCAUACCAAGAUGCCAUAGAGUCUGGGGAACUGGAAGGUUAAUCAAAGCACAAAGCAUAUGGCUACCUGAAUUAAUUGCUGAACAUUGGCAUUCUUUAUAUUUUUUAAGUGUACUACUUUACCGUAAUGCUAAGGAUAUUAUAACAGACUGGUGUUUAAAGCUUAUUAUUUGCUAACGUGGUGGGGAAUCAACAGAUCUUUGCAUUUUUUCUGAGCAGUCACCUUCUUCAAGUGUUAUCUCAAACACAAUAAUUUAUCCUGUUCAAAUAAUGUAUGACUGCUGCACAAAACUAGCUGUUGUGAAUUUACUUAUAUUUAAAGGAUUCAUUGUGUUACUUAAAAUGAAUAUAGGGUGUAAAAGUUGGCUUUGUAAAAAGAUUGUAUUAAAUGUAAUUACUUAAUGUUUGUUGUAUGAAAAAGUUCCCCAAACUAAAACAGAGAUUCUGACUUAAAUUAAAUUAUACAUACAACAAACUGCAGUAUGUCACACUGUGAAUUCAAUAAAAUGUAUUUUCAAUAGCGCACGUUUGUUUUCAGUUGUUUUAUUAUUAAUAGUUUCUAGGCCUGAUUUUUCAUGUGUUCCAGAUAUUAAAAAUCUAAUUUUGGUGUUAAAUUAGAUGGCUAUGGGCAGCUGCAAGAUUAAUUUUGUGCAGCUGCAGCUGAAAACAUUGUAGAUCUUAAUUUUUCCAUUGUGUACUUUUCAUUGACAUAAACAUAAAUGUCUUUAAAUGUGAUUCUAAAUUGGAAUGUCAGGUUAAUCUCAAUGUUAUGAAGAAGAAAAGAGAAUAGAGAGAAAUCUAUUCAGCCCAUCUAUUUGGAUCGCUAGUAGAUCAAUUGUUAAAUGUAGCCCAGUCACCUUUAUGAACUCCCCAGAAGGUCAGCUUUAAUAAGUUGGCUAAACUGUCUUAAAUUAGACACUCAAAAGUUGUUGUGUAAAGGAAUUGUUUUAAUUUGUAAGCAAGACGCUGCCCCCCAAAUUUGCAUUGUUGAUCUCAAACUAGUCGGGCCAAGUUAAUAUUUGAAUCAAAUUCUUUCAGGCCUUAUCGUUUGAUAAAGAUAUUUUAAUAGAUUGUGAUUCUUUUCUGCAUUGCAUUUGUUAGGUCACCUUCUUUAAAAAAUAAACCUGAUUCCCCCCUUUCAACCCUGAAGUGUAGUUAUUGAUUAAAUGCAAAGACAAUAAUGUAGUUGCUAUUGAUGUAGGGAAAAAUCAGAUCAAAGCCAUCACAUCUAUCAGUUUAAGUACAGUGUUUGGAAAUAAUUGUGUAACUGAUGGGUUUGUUUCAAAUAAACCAAACUUGUAACGUGAAAAACAACAAUAAAGUGCAAGAAAUCCUU